CUGGGCUGGCUUGCUGGCAGGAGAUUUCCACUUCUCUGAGAUACCGAGGGAAUAAUCACUGUCUGAUGUGGCUCUAUCUAGUGCAGCAUAUUGUUGCAGCUCAGAGAGCUACACACAACAGCAACACAAAACCCUCAACAAAAACAGACUGCUACCUCUUUAAAAUGUGGCAGGCACUGUGUGCGGUGCAGUGUACUGGAGCAUGUGAUAGCUUGAAAGGCAGUUAGAAGCUGCAGGAGGAGAGCCGACUUAGGGAUGAGCUGUCUGCCUGCAUCAGAGUUAAGAUUCACUGCAGUGAACCAAAUGCUCUUUACAAUUAAGGGAGCAAAAGUUCUGGGUCUCGAAGGAGCUGGGCAGGUCUCUCCUCCAGUAUGCUGAGAGGCACAGGGGUCUAACUGAGCCAUCCGAGAGCAGAAUGGUACCUGCGCUCCCCCAGCCUGGCUGCCCUGGGUGUGAAGUCUUCGCUUGGAGAAGAAAGCAGUGACACUGGACCCUGCACAGGACAAAGUAACUUCAGUGACCGCUGCACCAUCAUGCCGCAUCAUAUCACGGGCUACCAGGCUAUUUAUAUCACCAUAGAAGUGCUCAUUGCCCUUGUGUCUAUUCCUGGGAACAUCUUGGUGAUCUGGGCUGUCAAAGUGAACCAGUCUCUUCGGGAUGCCACUUUCUACUUUAUUGUGUCAUUGGCUGUUGCGGACGUAGCCGUGGGAGCUCUUGUCAUCCCACUUGCCAUCAUCAUCAACAUUGGCCCACAGAUACAUUUCUACAGCUGCCUGAUGGUGGCGUGUCCUGUCCUCAUCCUCACCGAGAGCUCCAUCCUGGCACUGUUGGCCAUUGCUGUGGAUCGCUACCUCAGAGUGAAGAUCCCUAUGCGCUACAAGAGUGUGGUGACACCCAGGCGUGCUGGGGUGGCUAUUGCUUGCUGCUGGCUGGUCUCCCUCCUCGUAGGGCUGACCCCCAUGUUUGGCUGGAACAAUCUGAACAAAAUGCGAAAGACUCAGGUGAACUCCAGCCAGUCGGCGUUCACCGUCAGUUGCCAGUUUGAGAAUGUUAUCAGCAUGGAGUACAUGGUAUAUUUCAACUUCUUUGUUUGGGUGCUGCCUCCAUUGCUCCUCAUGUUGAUCAUAUACCUGGAGGUCUUCAAGAUCAUCCGCAAGCAGCUUAAUAAAAAGGUUGCAUCCAGCUCAACGGACCCUGAGAAAUAUUACGGGAGGGAGCUGAAAAUUGCCAAGUCUCUUGCUCUGGUUCUUUUCCUGUUUGCUGUGAGCUGGUUGCCUCUGCACACUCGUAACUGUAUCAGCUUUUUCUGUCCCUCCUGCGAGACCUCGAGCAUCUUCACUUACAUUGCUAUAUUUCUUACACAUGGGAACUCGGCCAUGAAUCCCAUUGUUUAUGCCUUCAGGAUUAAAAAAUUCAGGACCACAUUCCUGCAAAUCUGGAACCAGUAUUUUUGUUGCAAAUUAGACAAGAACAUGAACAACAUUGAUAACACUGACAUUGCUAUCUAGGAGUCCACCAAGGUUAGGCUGGCCCGGAGCCUUCAAGCCACAUGGGAUGAUCUAUUAACAUCACCUUUGUUGUCGAUAUGGCCAAGUUGGCUUUAUCUCCAUCGUAUACAGUGUCUGCUCCUGAACAGGGUAGGCAAGGCAAGGCACGGAGCCAGUCAAGGGCAUUAUUUAUUGCUACUAGUACUAUUUACUGUACCAUUUGGUAUUCUAGAAACUUUUUUUUUUUUUUAGGGAACAUAUAUCUACUCAUUUAAAGGGGAAUUAUACCCACAGGAAGCUGUGACGUAUCUUUCAUUCCAAUAAAGGGGAAACACAUCUCUGGAGUUUUAUUUCUAGGGUUUUGCUGUUCACUAUGGAGUGCUCAAAGCUGUAGACUAUUCAGAUCACACAAGAAAAUCAGACAGAAAGAGGAGUAAAGCAAGAAGAGAAAUUCAUGGUAAAUGCUUGUAACACCAGGAGUUCAGCAACACUGGCAAAAUGAAGAGGCUCACAAGAUUUCCUAGGAACUAGAUGGGGAACUUGUCUCCUAACUUCUGCAGCAACUCAGGGGCCAGUGACCAGGCCCAAAACUUAAGCUGCUAAUUAAAAGCACUGGACUGGUGCCAGGAUUUGUGCCCCACUGUUGUAAACCUUAACACCGUUCCCACCCCUCACACCCAAUCAUUUCUACAGUAGAAUGAAGAUUUAUGCUAUGCAAUCCUAAAGAUGUUUACUGAGAAAUAAGUUCCAUUGAGUGCAAUGGGAUUUACUCCCUAAUAACAAUGUCUAGGAUUGCAACCUUAAUCCUACCUUUCCUUCCCAUGUGUACCACAACAUUGUCGUGGUACCACAAUUAAGUACAUAAACAGGAUUUGCACAAGGUCUGCCCAAGACAUUUUACUGCCUGAAAUGAACAUUCAAAUGGUACUCCCCUCCAAUAUACACUUAGUGCCAAAAUGCAGGUUGCAUUAAUGGCAUUAUUGGUCCUGAUGGGCUUGUUCUUUCUUGCCUAAAGAAGAGCUCUGGGGCCUAAUCUGUAGUGUAGCAAGAGGGGGCUUUAACCCUUGGCCCCCACCUACUGCAAUCCCAAUUGAGAUUCCUCCCUUUAGCUCCUGCUUGCUCUAGAAGGGAAGCUCUCAUUGGUGCAAAUGGAAAUUUCCCUUCCAGAGCAAAUAGAAGCCAUGGGGGAAGGGGCUGUCUGUUUGAGGCCUAUGGUGGGAGCAAAGCUACCUCAAGCUGUGGUCCCAAUCCAGAUCAAUCCAAUUAAGCAGGAAAAAACAAGCAUAUCAACAACAAAAAAUAUUUAUACUGCUUUUCAACAAAAGGUUCCACAGCACAUAAAGAAAUAAUAAAUACAUAAGAUGGCUCCCUGUCCCCAAAGAGCUCACAAUCUAAAAAGAAACAUAAGACAGACACCAGCAACAGUCACUGGAGGUACUGGGCUGGGGGUGGAUAUGGCCAGUUACUCUCCCCCUGCUAAAUAUCAGCUAAUGUGUAGCUUGGCCAUUAGAAUAGUUAAGCAAAUGAACUAUAAAUCAUGAAGUCCCUCAUUUUGAAUCUUACUUCUGUCAUUAAUCUGCUAGGUAACCAUAGGCAAGCCAUUCAGCCUCAUUCCCCCCAUUUGCAAUAUGGGGAUAAUACCUUGCUGGGUUGUUGUAAGGAUUCUAACAAGAUCAUGCAUGUAAAGCACUUUGAACGGUCAAAAGUGCUAGACAAAUGCUGUCAUAAAAGUAUCUCUCUAUAUAAUCUAUCUAUCUAUAUUUCUCUUAGAUGUACCCAUCACUAAUCUCAUGUGUGGCAGCUCUUGUGAGAGUUCGCGAGCAGCUGCUGGAUAGCAACAGGGAUGUGUGGGAGAGUAGGAAAUAGUGGUGGUAGCAGUUGGGCCAGGGGCCCAAUGGGGGAAAAAGACAGGUUGGCAGAGAAAACAGGAUGGGUGGAAGGUUGUGGAGACUGGGUGGAAAUAAAACGACGAUGGCGGGGGGGGAGUUGGGUGGGCAGAGAAAAUGGCAGAGGCGGGCGGGCAGGUCGAAGAAGGCAACGGAGGCUGGCCGGCUAAGAAGAAAACAAUGGUGGCAGUGGGUGGGCAGGGAAAUGGUGGCGAGGGGCGGGCAGGGGAAACGGCAGCAAGCGGGCAGGCAGGGAGUGGCGGCAAACUAGAGGCUCAGAUGCUCUGCGCCCAGUCCAGCUAGUUUUUAUUAAAAAUAUGAUAAUGAUUACAUGAUUGACAAUUUGCUUCCCCUUCAUGUACCCAAACGCUGCCAGCUGAGGCAGCCACUCACUUUGCCUCAUGGUAAGGCCAGUCCAGCGUGUUAUAUGUAACAUGAUCUCAUCUGAACUUGCAUUCAGGACAUAAUUAAAUGGUGUAGAAUUGCUCCAGUCUGCUAGUGCUUCCUUUCUAUGGGUGAAAUAUUUUCACAUUCAUUUUGUAUAUAUCUAACUUUUCAUACUGUGACUUUCACCUAAUAUUUUGAGCUGGUGAUUUUCCCCCUCCUGUAAGGUGAAGUCUGAGAUUUGACAUGUACUGGAGAUACUAGACAUCUCCAAAAUGUGGCAGUAGCCUUCAUGUCUCUCCACAUGGGAGAUACAUUCAGAAAACAAAAUGACUGGUAUAGCUGUUGAUCACAUUGUGGCUGGACCAUGUAAAAACAUGAAUGUGAGAAUCGGACUUUGGGUUCAUAUGCAAAGAUGUAGAAACAACACAUGCUGACAUGCUAUGCUGUCUUGGAGGCAUAUCAAAAUUGACACGAUCAGUGCUCUGACCAUCCUCACUCAGGACUAAAUCAGAGAACAAAAUUGUUUGAAGAUGCUGCAUUAUUUCUCCUUCUUGCCUUGGUCUCAUAUGUACAAAUUCUACUGAAAUUAAUAAAGGCUGCAAUAUGGCUUGGUAGCAAAUAUGAGACUGAUCUCUACAUUUGUCAGACAGAAUUAGCUUUAUACCCUGAUAAUAGUUACAACGAGCGGUUUUAGCAAUACAGCUGCCUAAUGCAAACUAGUGCUCCUGACCUACAGGCCAAUAUUGCUUAUUCCUACAAAAUGAAAGAACAAUGCCUCAUGGAACAAAAUAUCUAUGAAAACUGGCAUGGUGUAUAUUGCAUUGCUGAAAAUAGAUGUCCCUCGCUUCAGAGCACGGAUUCAAUCUUGUAGUUUUAGGUAGAGUUUAAUUGAGAUCAAGCUAAAGUCAAAAGCAUCUUUCUUCUCUUCCCAUGCAACAGUACAUGCUGAGCCUUGGAAGGCAGACAGAGUGCAUGAAAGAAAUGCUAGUAAAUAAAAGGGGGAAGCCUAGGCUUUUGCACCUCCUGCUUAAUUUGAUGACUUGAAGAAUCCUUGGGGGCACCAGCACUAUUCAGGGAAAGGGCAACCUCAAGAAUUUGGGGCCCAGCAGGAGCUGAAAUUAACUGGAUGCCAAGACUGUUUAUAUAAACUAUGCAUAUGCUCUGUGGGCCCAAUUAGCAAGCAAUUGCAUUCUGCUAAGUCUGUCCAUAUGUUGGAAGGAGUCCCACUAGCAUAUUACGAGUAUCACAACACCGGUUUAUUUUUAUUUUAUUUGUUUAUUUAUUUGAUUUGUAUACUGCCCUUCCAAAAUGGCUCAGGGUGGCUCCAAGAACCCCACCCAUUUAAUUGCCCCCAUCUUAAUAAAAGCCUCUCUAGAGCA
Hemicordylus capensis (graceful crag lizard) is the source of this 5139-nucleotide messenger RNA. RefSeq names its product adenosine A1 receptor (gene ADORA1). Gene Ontology annotation, cellular component: synapse; dendrite; membrane. The record is from RefSeq and is a predicted model, not a curated record. The transcript has 3 exons. Bases 534 to 1508 code for a protein of 324 amino acids. NCBI's taxonomy places the organism in Eukaryota, Metazoa, Chordata, Lepidosauria, Squamata, Cordylidae. Gene Ontology annotation, biological process: G protein-coupled adenosine receptor signaling pathway. Gene Ontology annotation, molecular function: G protein-coupled adenosine receptor activity.